Messenger RNA from Tripterygium wilfordii, 1119 nucleotides. RefSeq lists its product as uncharacterized. Gene Ontology annotation, molecular function: RNA-DNA hybrid ribonuclease activity; nucleic acid binding. The transcript has 4 exons. Bases 1 to 1119 code for a protein of 372 amino acids. The record is from RefSeq and is a predicted model, not a curated record. NCBI's taxonomy places the organism in Eukaryota, Viridiplantae, Streptophyta, Magnoliopsida, Celastrales, Celastraceae.
AUGUGUACUCCUAAGCAAGUAGGUGGGAUGGAUUUUAGAAAUUUCGAAGCACUUAAUGAAUCCUUGCCUGCUAAACAACGUUGGAGGAUCCUUAAAAUUCCUGAAUCGUUGUCUAGCAAGGAAUUGAAAGCUAAAUAUUUUCAAAAUUCUGAUUUUUUAUUGGUAGAGAAAUGUCGGCAUUCUUAUUAUCUUUGGACAAGCCUCAUGGAUGCCAGGAGUUUAUUGGAAGACGGGUUUAAAUGGCUUAUAGGGAAUGGUCUUAAUGUUCAUAUUUGGCAGGAUUAUUGGUUUCCUAAACCAAAUACCACUCUAAUAGAACAAUUUUUUGGGCAAGAGGAAGCGCGGUUGAUAUUGAAGCAACCAUGGGGAUCAGAAUUUAUAGUUGAUACACUAUGUUGGUCAGGAACAACAAAUGGAGAAUAUUCAGUUAAGAGUGGUUAUCACAAGUCUAUGGAGAUUAGGCGUAGAAGUUUGGCUUCUUCAUCUGGUUGCAAUUCAAUGUCCUUCGGUAGAGAUGCAUUUUGUGCAAGUACUAAGAAACUACAGAAGAUGGAUGGAAUCUUCACAGAUAAGACUGUCUCGACUCUGACUAGAGGAGUGGUUUGUAAUGAAAGAGGAAAGGGUCCUCGAAGAAAUUAUAUAAAAAUAAAUUGGGAUGCUGCAAUUGAAAAUCAUGAUAAUUAUACUAGCCUGGGAGUCAUAUAUAGAGACAUGUAUGGAGAUUUAAUGGUCAAUAGUUCUUUAGUGAGGAAGACUACUCUUGAUCCCACCCAUGCAGAGGCGAUGGGGGCACUUUAUGCAGUUCAGAUGGCUUUUGAGUUGGGAUUUCUUCUUAUUAUCCUUGAAGGAGAUUCUAGUCUUGUGGUAGAGGCAAUUAGAGGGGAAGAGAUGAGGUUAUCAACUUGGGGAGCGGUAGUCAUGGAGAUUCAUCGGUUGCUAUCCUAUUUUGUCAGUUGGUCGGUACAUCAUGUUCAUAGGAAGUCCAAUUAUGCAACUCAUUGCUUGGCUAAGUUUGUUGUCCUGGACCAACAAUGGAGCAUUUGGAUUGAGGAUAGCCCAGAAUGUGUGUUGUCUAUAGUGGAGAAGGAAAAAGUGAACUGCGGAUGGGAGGAUUGUUAA